Acanthosepion pharaonis is the source of this 831-nucleotide messenger RNA. The record is from the annotation of a GenBank genome assembly. NCBI's taxonomy places the organism in Eukaryota, Metazoa, Mollusca, Cephalopoda, Sepiida, Sepiidae.
AUGUCGCGAAAGCUCCUCCUCAUGAGAAUCGAUCUAUUCAUUAUCUCUAAUAUUAUAUCUAUCUAUCUAUCUAUCUAUCUAUCUAUCUAUCUAUCUAUCUAUCUAUCUCAGUCUGUUCAUAUCUAUCUAUCUAUCUAUCUAUCUAUCUAUCUAUCUAUCUAUCUAUCUAUCUAUCUAUCUCUUUCUUUCUUUCUUUCAGUCUAUUCAUUAUCUCUAAUAUUAUAUCUAUCUAUCUAUCUAUCUAUCUAUCUAUCUAUCUAUCUAUUUUUUUUUCUUUCGCUGUUUCUAUCGUUCAUUCUUUUUCUCUGCCUGUCUUUUUUUUUCUCUCUUCAAAUAUUAUAUUUCACUCUCUCCCUCUCUAUCAAUUUUUCUUUUUCUUUUACUUAUUCUUUCUUUCUUCAAAAAAUCCCCCUCUUUAUCUUACCUUUCAUUUUGUCUGUUUUUCUUUCUACAAAUAUUAUAUUUGUGUUUCUCUUUCUCACUCUCAACCUUUUCUUUUUCUUUCACAUUUUCUUUCUUUCUUUCUUUCUUUCUUUCUUCAAAUACCCUCCUUUUCUAUAUUUAUUUUCUUUCUUUCUUUCUUCAAAUUUCCCCAUCUUUAUGUUCCUUUUCACAGUGUUUUCUUUCUGUCUGUAUCUUUCUAUAAAUAUUCUCACAAUUUAUCUUAUUUCUUCUUUCUUUCUUCUUUUCUUAUUUUCUUCAUAUAUUCUCUCUUUUUCUUUUCACACUGUGUGCUUCUUUCUUUCUUUCUUUCUACAAAUAUUCUCACUCUUUAUGAUUAUUUUCCUUUGUUUGCUUCUUUCACUCUUUUGUUCGCUUUAUAUCAACUAG